UAAAAAUAAAGAUGCUAUUUAAGGUGCAGAUUUUUGCAAUGUUUUGGGGAGUUUAUGGCUAUCAGCUCAUUCCCAGGAUUGAAGAUUGUGGACUGACAUGUUCUCAGGGAUUUCUUUGCAGAACACAAACUUCUAGUGGUAUUCUUAGCAGCUUCUGCCAUCCUGCUCCUGCCUCUCUCUCUCCUACCACCCUGAGAAGCAUGAAGCUGUGGACUGCAAUGAAGUGUGCAGGACAAAGGCAAUGCUCUCUUCUCCUAAGUGUUAAGGGAACACUACAUCUCGAGGAAAAUAUCCGUGGCAUGGAAAUUUGUUAUCUCUCAAUGGAAACGCAGAACUCUCAGUGUGUGAGAGUGAAGAUCUCGAAGGACAUAAAUGUAAAAUCUGCUGUAAGGAAGGUGAAAGUGCAGUUUAACUGCUUUGAAGUCAGUGCAGGACAACAUCUCCAUGUGACCAUGAGGACAAUUCCAAAUUACUGCGGAGUUAAAAAGGAUCAAGAAUAUUAUGUUGAAGGUUGGAAUCCAUCUGUAGAAAUAAAUGAUGAUCUUGGAGGUUGGGAGGGUGUAAUGAAUGAGAAAACGGAGAUUCAUACUGGCCAGGAAAUUAGAACUCUAAUCCCAACUCUUUUGUCCCUUCCCCAUUUACCAGCACAACAGCUGUGUGAGGCAAGAAGACAGAUGUCUCAGAAAAAUAAACGAUCUGUUUUGAAUUUUGCAGAUUGCAGAAACAGUGUUGUGGAGGAAAAUAUUCCAGUCUGUUUUGCUUCAGGCAUCAGAAUAAUUUAUGAUGUGGACAGAGCAAGAAAAACCAUAUCGGUGGAUAUUUCAGAGGCUGCUCAAGGCACAGAUUAUUACGUUCGCCUUUGCCACCAGUGGUUUCUUUGUGAAGAUGUGGGUCCAGUCACCUUGGUACAAGGGAAGGACUUGGUGAAACCGGUUUCUUUACAGUACACUCAGUUGUUGCCUUGUCUAUGCAUCGAGGUAUGGCCAGCAAUUUCUGAUGCACAGAGAACCCAGUUAUGCCCGUUUAAAAAUGGCAAUUAUAUAAUGUGCUUUUACUCAGCCUUCAUUUCCCUCCUGUGUUGCUUUUUAGAUACCAAGGCCCUGUGGGACAACGUUAUUUAUAAUCCCAACACACAGACACUGGCAUGGGAAGCAGCCUGUCCUGUCCAUGUUACUGUCAGCCUUUGUCAGCUCAUGAAGACUAAUGAUCGGUGCGUUGAUCUAGAGAACACGGCAAAUAUUGCUGCAGAGAAAGUAAAAUAUUCUCGAGUUGAUGCGCAGCCAAACCUUUGCAUGAAGUUUGCAACUAAACACGGUUCUUGGAUUCGAUGCCCAUUUGCUCGUGGAAAUCCCCAAGCUUGGGAAAUGAAUCUUGCUGUGAUGGACAAAUGGAUAGAAGUUUCCUUCAUGUCGCAAGCUGCCGAGGCAGAAUUUUCCGUUCAAGUAUGCAACAAAACAGAGGCAUCUUUAUGCAACUCUACUGGAAUCCACCAGCCCAUCUCAGUGGCUGGCUUGAGUUCAACGUAUGUCAACAUUUCAGGCAAAACAUGUGGCUCAGACAUCUGCAUUCAGGGACGGAGGACAGAUGUAGACUAUUCUAUCCCUUCACACAUCUGUGAUUUGCCCUGUAUUUCUGCUACUCGGAGUCAGGAACGUGACGAAAAUUCCUUAAGCAUCCUAUCUCUAAUAGCAUUGCUUGUGUUGACUGUGACCAUGAUGGGCCUCCUGGGACAUAAAGUUUUAUCAGUUUUUCACAAGGAGAGUCACAAAGAGAAAAGCACAGCACAAACCAAAAUGCAGAGUAUGAAGAGCACCUGUUCUUUGCAUUUAUGAAGAAAAGCAAUCAAUUUAGAGGAACAAUUUCAACAGCCUUCUCAAUAUCUGUGUUACUUCUCUUGGGGCGAGUUGCUCUUACUUUGGUGAAUAGUUGCCACGUGCCAGUAAUUCUCAUUGAUUUCAAGGACUAUUCACGAGGUCAAGUUUUUUUGAGGGCAAGCCCUUACUUACAAAGGGAGAGAGAAGAGUGAAAAACAUUCUACGGUCAGUUUUGAUCUCCUUUGGAAUCGACAGAUGUGCUCAUUAGAUGUUGCAGUACAUGCUGUGGGAGCUGCUUUGCCAUAGAUUCAUCCCACAGUGUUCUUGCAAACAUUCAAAGGUCCACAGCCACCAGGGUAGGGCCCUGGCUAGCUUGGAUCUCUCCUACAGGAUAAUUGUCCUCCCUCUUGGUGGGUUGGUAGUUCCAGAAACGCCUGGUGGGCUUUUAAAUAUUUGUGGCAGCUUUGUGGGAUAAGCCAAUGGAAAAGUGUUUCCACGGUGCACUUUAAAACAGUAUCAUACCACUUUAGACCCAGUGAACUGUAGUUUGUAAAGGGUGCUGAGAGUUGUUAGGAGUCCCAGUGCUCUCCUUACAGAGCUAUAGUUCUCAGAGUGGUUCAAGGGUCAAGCCCACUUCCCAGGGCAAUUGUACUCUGGGAAUUGUGCUCUGGGAAGGGAAGAGGGGUUUUCCAACAAUGCCUAGCCCUCUUAACAAACUACAGUUCCGAUGAUACUGUUCUUGGCUGUUUAAAGUGAUGUGAUAUUACCGGUACCUUAAAUGUCUUCUUCUUUGGCGAUCACUCGUAGCUGAGUAAGAUUGUCCUCCAUAAACACGGUCUUAACAGUGAGUCCGUAAGUGACUGUGGAGGCCAAUUCUGGAUCCACAUGUCCUUCCACAGUGGAGACAUAGGUUUCCGGGUGGGAGUUGAUCACGGUGUGGAUUUGCCAAGCGUGCCUUCCUCUUAGCACGUUUCUCCCUUUCGUUCUGAGUUUGAGCGUCUUCAAAGUCCAUGACACCUUUGGUGCCUAAGUUUUGUUAUUUGAGGGGUAUCCCAUUUAUAAUAUGUUACUUUGUCAAAUCCAAGCACAUCCCAGAAGUUAUUGAAUGGAAGAGAUUUUGUUUGGAUAUUUGUUAUCUAUUUUAUUGUUUGUGUCCCCCUCCUCCUUUGAGCUGUUACUUUUUAUUACCGAGGAAUAAAAAGUUCCCGUCUUGCCAUGGACAGAAACCUAACCCUUAGACAAUUCUCAGGUUUUAUCGCAUAGUUGGAUUUUUCUACCUGGAGAUAGCAUGCAUUGUUUCUGUGGUUGAAGUACUCGGCAAAGUUAUUAUGAAGCAAGCUCAACUGCAUUUUGUGGGACUCGCUUCUGUUGAAAUGCUUUCAGCAUCCGGUUUUAAUUCCUAUCCACAGAGUUUGUGAGAGCCUGUUACAGAUUAGUAGACUGUUUCUUCGAUAGCUUUGGGUUUAUUUUCUAUCAUCUUAACUAGUGGUAAGUUGUUGUUGUUUUGGCCAGCACUUUUAAAUGCUCAGAGACACUGUGUGCCACAGAGUGAGCUGGUCAGUAAAUCACACAGUUCAAAAACACGACCUUCACAGAGGUGGCCUAAUAAACACAGCAGCUUGUUCCCUGUAGGUCUUAUUCCAGAAAAUCAGUUGCUGAGACUAAAGGUCCCUGUCUCCCCAAACCUGUCUGUGCCUCCUCCUCUCCGGGGCUUCUUCCAAGCAAUCGGACGAGCAAUUGGAGACUGAGCCUGCAUGCAGCCAGCCUCUCCUCCACCCUUUUCAUGUCUCUUCUGGUUCUGGGAGACAAGCAGCGAGGGGAGCUUAUCUCAGCAGGAGAGGGAGAUACCUGUGACUCUUCAUCUUCUAACUCAUCUCUGCCUCCUGAUCUCCCUUCUCCCACUCCCCUGCUUUAGCUUCUUCCUCUGAUUCUUGACUGCUCUCUGCCACAGACUCCCCCAGCUCACUAAGUCCUAUUGCCUCUUCAGCUUCCAACACCUCCUCUUCCCUGUCUUCUCUCUCUGACCACUCAUUGUUGUCCCAUCACCACUUCUCCUGUGGGUGCAAUUGAAAAAGAAUGAGAAAGGACACUGCGCCAGGAUGUUCACUUCUAGAGGAAGGUGCAGAAUCACCUAUAUUCUUCUUUCCUAGGUAUACUUGAGGAAACCCCUUCAUUGUUUUCAUCCACAUGGGGAAAUUGGGUCUGUGGUCUGCUCGCCAUUUAGAAUUCCUAAUGUUACUUAGAAAUCUGAAAGAUAUAAUGACGUGUUCUUGUUAUGUACCAACCCCAUUAUUUAUACUUACAAAUGAGAAUAAUACCAUGAACGCUACAA
This is a messenger RNA of Zootoca vivipara (common lizard), 4146 nucleotides long. Lineage: Eukaryota; Metazoa; Chordata; Lepidosauria; Squamata; Lacertidae. The record is from RefSeq and is a predicted model, not a curated record.